Austrofundulus limnaeus is the source of this 1387-nucleotide messenger RNA. Its product is annotated as olfactory receptor 6-like. The coding region runs from base 1 to 687 and encodes 228 amino acids. The transcript has 3 exons. Gene Ontology annotation, biological process: G protein-coupled receptor signaling pathway. Gene Ontology annotation, molecular function: olfactory receptor activity; G protein-coupled receptor activity. Gene Ontology annotation, cellular component: membrane. Lineage: Eukaryota; Metazoa; Chordata; Actinopteri; Cyprinodontiformes; Rivulidae. The record is from RefSeq and is a predicted model, not a curated record.
AUGAGGCCCAUUGCUCGUUACUGGUGGAAUGAUGGGAGCAUUGGCGUUUACACUUGUCUCUUUCAAAGACACAUGAUCCAUUGUUUUGGCAGUUUAAACUCUCUGAUUUUGCUGACCAUGGCUGUGGACCGAUACCUGGCCAUCUGCUUUCCUCUCAGAUACUCCAUGCUGAUGACAAUCCCAACCAUGUCGGUCCUUACAGUCCUCUGUUGGGUCACGGCUCACAUCUUUCCUGGCUCUGGCUCCAGCUAUAUGACCCAGAUGUCAUUUUGUGGCCCCAAUCAAAUCCUGCAGGCCUUCUGUCACACUGGUUCUUUAGUUGCUUUAGUUUGUGGAGACUCAAGCUAUGUGUACUCUGCCUCCUAUACAUCAGCAAUGAUAAUUCUUUAUGUUACUUUAGGCUUCCUCAUCUUCUCCUACUUUUGCAUUGUAGUUACAGUCCUGCAGAUGGGCAAAAAGAAGACUUUUUCCACUUGUGUCACUCAGGGAUUUAUCAUUUCUAUCAACUACUUACCUCACUUUUUUGUCUACACUGCACCGUACAUUCCUAAUUUUCAAAUGAUCAUGACAGGCGGAUGGUCACGAUUCUUUUCUACAGCUUUUCCCCCCAUUGAUAAACCCAUUUGUCUACUGUUUCAGAACCAUAGAGAUCCAAGAAACUUUCAGACGGUGGAUUCUGAAACAUAAAACCUUUAAGUGUCACCCUGGACUAAAUGUAACUGUCCCUGACUUACAUCAAGAUUUAUAUAUUUUGUGCACAACAUUAUUUUUGGACUUUUUAUGAAAYACUGAUUGUUUUACAGUUUAGCCAGAAGAUGGCAGCAUGUUCAAUGUUUUUGUUACAGGAUGUCAAACAUGAAGCAGUAAAAAUCCUGUCCUGUUUCAUCGCUGCACAUUUUAGUUCAUGUAAAACUCACAAAACUUCUGAACUGAAUGUUUAUAAGAAGCAGUUUUAUUAAAGUAGUUUAGAACAGGUCUGGUCAUGUCGGUUUACCUUAUAUCCGUCCGGCUGCUGUAAAUGUCAAACACAUUUCAGUGACACAGCAAUGUUUUUAUACUCUUGUUCGAAGCAGCCUCGAUGGGAUGAAACAGAACAAACAACACAACGGUUCUUUCUGCAGCUUGACCUUGAGAGGGAGGCUGUGUUCAUGUUUGGUAUCUGGGCCUUGUUAAAGCCCAGUGGGCUCAGCAUGAAAACAGGUGGGAGGGGAAAAAAAAGAAACUUCACUGAUGCAGAAGAAUCAUUUGUGAACGAAUUUCCUUUUCAGACUACCUGCGCCUCUUUUUACUUAAAACAACCUACAGAUGAAUAAAACUUUUAGCAUUUAAUGAGGAGUUAAAUAAAAAAAAAAAAGCUCUCAUGAUGGCGAACUAAACCAUACUUUGG